Bombyx mandarina (wild silkworm) is the source of this 1678-nucleotide messenger RNA. RefSeq lists its product as uncharacterized. The record is from RefSeq and is a predicted model, not a curated record. NCBI's taxonomy places the organism in Eukaryota, Metazoa, Arthropoda, Insecta, Lepidoptera, Bombycidae.
UUCCGGCUGUCAAAAGGACAACAGUGUACGUUAUAGUGCUCCCAGUUUUUAUUACAUACCACAGUGAAAACCAACGAAUAUAAAACGUGUAUCACAUAACAAAAACUUGGAAAGGAAGAUUGACGAAAACACCAAGAAAAACUAAAAGAAAACACCAAAAAAUCUAAAAGAAAACACCUUUUAACAUCGAUUGUAUUGCGGUACACAUACACAUUGAGAUUUCCAUUGAGGGUAGAAAUAAAUAAAUAUCAACUGACAACUAGAUCAAACGCAGAAUCUGUCACGACUUUAAAAAGUGAAAAACGUCAACGACACCCAGUGGUGCCAACGCAACGAGCAAAUUACGUUCCAAUCUACACAAACCAAAACAGUUGUUUACAUCACGAUGGCUUCGAUCAAAAUGUCAGAGGAUAUGACAAAACUAUUCCAGAUGAUGAAAUUGGAACUCGAUAAACAAACUGCAACGAUUACUCAGAGUGUAACCGACAGUAUCAUGCGCAAUAUAGACGACAAAAUAAAACCAAUAUUGGAAGAAAAUAAGUAUCUUAAAAACGAGGUACAGAAGUUGAAUGAUAAAGCAAGAUACUUAGAAAACAAAGGUAAGAAAAAUAACCUGAUUCUACACGGCAUAAAAGAAAUAGAAAAUAAUCGACAAGAACUGUUUAAUUUAAUAAAAGAUAUCAUGAAAGGUUUAAAUGUUGAUAUCAACUCCUAUGAGAUAAAUAACUACUAUAGACUAGGAAAGAAGCAUGAUGAGGGAAAAGUGAGACCAAUACUCAUAUCUUUUACGUCAUUUCUAAAGAAACUAGAAAUAUUGAAAAAUAAGAUGAAAAUGCCGAAACAUGCUUAUAUCACAGAAGAUUUUUCAAAAGAAACAAUAGAAUUACGCAAAAACUUACAAGAACAACUCAAACAAGAAAAACAAAAUGGAAAAGACGCAUUCAUUCGAAACAAUAAAAUAAUAUUAAGAGAUACGUCGGAUGUCGAAAAAAGAAAGCGGGAAACCUCGACAUCACCUAAUAUCAUGCAUACACCUACACACACCAAAAACUCGGAACAUAUUAUUGCACCACCAAAAUUACACAAAACCAAUGCAUUCGAAUAUAUGAGGGCAAGAUCAUCCUCUUUCAAUGAAAAACAAUUUAAACCAUAGGAAUUAACAGACACCGGUAACGAAAUCGCAACUAGAAUAGAAAAACCAUCCAAUACAUAUAAUGAAAACCCCAAUACGGCUGGUCACCGCGGGGUUACCGACCACUACCCCCAAGAUCUCGAAAAUUCCGACUCUAAUCCAAAUCCAACUAAAAACCAGACGAUAAAUGAAGCAAAUACAAAGGCUAGAAAACAUAGAAUAUAUAUAGCAACACUAAAUACUAGAUCAUUAAAAUCGAAGGAAAAAUUAUUAGAACUGGAGCAGGCUUUGAAUCACAUCAAUUGGGAUAUCCUCGGCAUAAGUGAUGUCAGACGGUCGGCUGAAAAAAUUGAAGAACAUGAUGAAUACAUAUUAUAUUACAAAAAUGAACAACCAGGAAUAUAUGGCGUGGGAUUCUUGGUUAUGAAAUAUCUUAAAAACAAUAUAAUAGAGUUUAAAGGAGUGUCAAAUAGAAUAGCAAUUUUAAAUAUCACUCUUCCUGGCUACAAAAAUCCGACUUCAAUUGCUCAGAUAUACGCUCCUACA